This is a messenger RNA of Rhagoletis pomonella (apple maggot), 845 nucleotides long. RefSeq lists its product as uncharacterized. Bases 59 to 790 code for a protein of 243 amino acids. NCBI's taxonomy places the organism in Eukaryota, Metazoa, Arthropoda, Insecta, Diptera, Tephritidae. The transcript has a single exon. The record is from RefSeq and is a predicted model, not a curated record.
UCGAACGUAAAAUCGCCGGCAUUUAAACCGAAUACUAGUCAAUCAAUAGUCAUCGAGAAUGAAACGUUUCAUCAUCACAUUGGCUAUUGUGUGUAGCCUUUGCUUCAGCUGGGCUCUACCUCCUGCCAAUAUACCUGCUGUCGCACCACCACCACCGGCUACCCUAACACAGGAUCUCGAUGAGUUGUAUCGCCUUAUACCCGCUAAGCCACUUAACAAGUUGGUCAUACGUUAUCUGCUCAACGAUGCGGAGUUCCAGGCUAUUAUACGCAUCAUAAAUUCACACGAUGCCUUCAUGGUGCGUAUGCGCCUUUACGCCCAGCCGGAGAUCAUACAAUUCCAGUCGUGGGUGCGCUCUCAGCUGAUGUUGUCUGGCGGCGGUUCUUUAGAAUUCGAGGAAUCCGAAGAAAUUUUGAGUCUCUUCAAUCCAACACCCUACUGGUCGGUUUAUGGCUGGCAAGGAUUUUUCAAUGAAUUCCUUGCAUACUUCCCACAGGAGAUGUUGCGCGCCCAAAUCAACGCAAAGGUAAUCCAAGGCGGUAGUCUCGCCCAAUUCUGGGAGAAAUUGAAGGCUUUGCGUCCGGUAUAUGAACGCGUUUUGGCAUUCCCGGAAUCGAAACGCAUAAUUACACAACUCGAACAGAAUGGUGUGAAUUUCAGUCAGUUAGAUCAAUACAUUCGUUCAUUGUUCGAUUGGUUUAAUUUGAAUCCGGUCGCCGCGAGCGCCCAGGAAGUUAGCACUGUCCAAGCGCCAAUUGCUCCACCGGCCGCCAAUAGUAUUGUAGCGUAAUAUGUUUCGAUUAUAAUGCUUCUGGGGUGAAUUCAUGAUUCAUCACCAAAGAACG